Messenger RNA from Gorilla gorilla gorilla (western lowland gorilla), 890 nucleotides. Its product is annotated as glutathione hydrolase light chain 1-like. Gene Ontology annotation, molecular function: glutathione gamma-glutamate hydrolase. NCBI's taxonomy places the organism in Eukaryota, Metazoa, Chordata, Mammalia, Primates, Hominidae. Gene Ontology annotation, biological process: glutathione catabolic process. The record is from RefSeq and is a predicted model, not a curated record.
UCUGGGGCCUCGACAGGUGGUCCGCAACAUGACCUCUGAGUUCUUCGCUGCCCAGCUCCGGGCCCAGAUCUCUGACAACAGCACUCACCCGAUCUCCUACUACAAGCCCGAGUUCUACACGCCGGAUGACAGGGGCACUGCUCACCUGUCUGUCAUCACAGAGGACGGCAGUGCUGUGUCCGCCACCAGCACCAUCAACCUCUACUUUGGCUCCAAGGUCUGCUCCCUGGUCAGCGGGAUCCUGUUCAAUAGAAUGGACGACGUCAGCUCUCCCAGCAUCACCAAUGAGUUUGGGGUACCCCCCUCACCUGCCAAUUUCAUCCAGCCAGGGAAGCAGCCGCUCUCAUCCAUGUUCCCAACGAUCACGGUGGGCCAGGACGGCCAGGUCCGGAUGGUGGUGGGAGCUGCUGGGGGCACGCAGAUCACCACAGCCACUGCACUGACCAUCAUCUACAACCUCUGGUUCAGCUAUGACGUGAAGCGGGCCGUGGAGGAGCCCCAGCUGUACAACCAGCUUCUGCCCAACAUCACGACAGUGGAGAGAAACAUUGACCAGGCAGUGACUGCAGCCCUGGAGACCCGGCACCAUCACACCCAGAUCGCGUCCACCUUCAUCGCUGUGGUGCAAGCCAUCGUCCGCACGGCUGGUGGCUGGGCAGCUGCCUCGGACUCCAGGAAAGGCGGGGAACCUGCUGGCUACUGGUUGCUCCAGGCAGACAAGGCUGACAAGCAACCCAGGGACAAGAUACUCACGAGGAUAAGGAAGAGGACUUUGGGGGACGGGCUUCCCCUGUGAGCAGCAGAGCAGCGUAAUAAAUGAGGCCACUGUGCCAGGCUCCAGGUGGCCUCCCUGGCCUGUCUCCCCACUCUCUGGGCCUCAGUGUAUUGUG